Molecule: messenger RNA, 858 nt
Organism: Gadus macrocephalus (Pacific cod)
Lineage: Eukaryota; Metazoa; Chordata; Actinopteri; Gadiformes; Gadidae
Product: pancreatic progenitor cell differentiation and proliferation factor A-like
Exons: 5
Coding region: 204-587 (127 amino acids)
Biological process (GO): cell differentiation; multicellular organism development
Source: RefSeq, a predicted model, not a curated record
GAUCAAGGCUCAGGCAUCACACAGGGACCGAGUAGAACGACAAGGUGCAAACAGUGCCCACCAAUGGGACAUAAAAACAAUCAGUAGAUCUGAACAUCAGCUUUGCCUGCCGAACCUUAACCGCCGUUUCUGCUCAAAACAUCGUAGUAAAAACCAAAAGUCUUCCAUCUUUACGCGGUUUCACACCAACAAGGUCGGACAAAAUGGCAGCAAUUCCAUCAACUGGCUCCCUCAUCGCCACUCACGAUUACUACAGAAGGCGCAUAGGGUCCACUUCCAGCAACAGCUCCUGUGGCAGCGCAGAGUACAGCGGCGAGGUCAUUCCACACCACCCAGGUCUGCCGAGACAGGACUCCGGUCACUGGUGGUCUUCUUUGUUCUUCGGGAAGCAGAACCAGACCGCCAUGCAGAACGGCUCCGACUCUCAAAAGAACGGCGUCUACACGGUCACAAACGGGGAGAUCACCUGCAUCGCUCAGGAGAUGGUCCGCAAGAGGCAGCUCAGUGAAAGCAGUGAUUUGGGGAAGUUUGAGGCGACGACGACAGCAGCCUCCCCUCCGACGUCCCCCCCGACCGCUUCCUCCUAGAUUCCAGUGGCUCCCCCCCCCUCCCCCCCCGCCCCCGCCCAGCCCAGCGGCCAGCAGCCGGCCGACGCACUCACAUAGUCCUUCACCAGGAGAUGGAGUCCCCGGCUGGCAUGCUCCCAGCCCCUCCUCUCUUUGUUUGUCUUUAUAUAUAUAUAUAGAGAAAGAUAUUUACAUUUUUUUAUCUUGACCAAAAACAGUCAAAUAUUUUAACGCUUAUUUUCACUUUUUACACUGUUCAUGUUGCUGGCAAAUAAAAAAUACUUGCAGCAAA